CUCUCUCAGCCCCCCUGCACCCCUUCAACACAGACCAUUGGGUUGGUGGUCUGCACCUCACCAGCCACUUUCCUUCUGUGAGGCAGUGGCAAAUGACUUCAGAUACACACUACUGCAUGGAAAACUGGGCACGAGGAUCAUUUAUGGAUGUGGAAAUGUGGAGAUGAACAAAAUCUCAACUGUGGAACAAAAUUGAGAGACACCAAAUACGCACCUUCCUUUGCAUCAAGCUUUUGUGCAGCAGGUAGAAAUGGAUCCUCUUCUGGAACAAGUUUUGGCGGGCUUCAACACAACCCUCAGCACUUCCAAUCGGACUGACCCCCUUGAUAAAUUCUCAGGAACCCAGCUGCUUCUACGCUUCAAACCUUUAUUUAUUCCACUCUACGCCUUAGUUGUUGUUGUGGCUGGUGUUGGGAACAGUUUCCUUCUUGCCUGCAUUUUGGCAGACAAGAAACUUCAUAAUGCAACCAAUUUUUUCAUUGGCAACCUGGCCGCUGGGGACUUGCUGAUGUGCCUGAGCUGUGUUCCGCUAACUGCAUCGUAUGCAUUUGAUGCACAGGGUUGGGCAUUUGGACGUCCGAUGUGCCACCUUAUUCCUCUGGUACAAGGUGCAACAGUCUUCGCCUCUGUAUUAUCCCUCACCGCCAUUGCCAUGGACCGAUAUGUGGUGGUAGCGUACCCAGUGCGGAGACGUAUCUCUGUGUGGGGAUGUGGCGCAGUGGCACUGGGUGUCUGGGCAGUCUCGCUGGCCCUUGCGGCUCCCCCUUCCCUCCACACGCGCUACGUGGACCUGCGACCUAGUGGGAUGGAGCUGGUAGUGUGUGAGGAGUUUUGGCUGGGUGCCGAACGGCAGCGCCUACUCUACUCAUGCUUCUUCUUACUGGCAUCCUACAUGAUACCGCUGUUAUCUGUAAGCAUCUCCUACUGUGCCAUCAGUGUGCAUCUCCGCAAACACACAUUACCUGGAGAGCCUUCCCAGAGCCAGCAACGCUGGAGCAAGCAGCGCCGUAAGACGUUCUCCCUACUGGUGGCCUCAGUUCUUGCCUUUGCCCUCUGUUGGCUCCCAUUGCAGGUCCUCAAUCUCCUACUGGAUCUAGACUCAGACUUCCAGAUUGUGGACAAACACUAUGUAAAUGUACUGCAGGUUAGCUGCCAUCUGAUCGCCAUGAGCUCAGCCUGCUACAACCCCUUCAUUUAUGCCUCGUUGCACAGUAAGGUCCGCAUGCACCUUCGAGGUUACUUUUGCCCUUGCAGGCAUAGUGGACAGAACCUACUGUCUCGUUGUGCCUCCCGCAAUCCUGCCACCUGCCUGACACUUAUUUCUGAGGUAGUGGUGAAGGAGAACCAAUCACCGGAGAGCCCUGUCCCUGACAGCUGUCUCUGAAGAUGCAAGACACAUCAGCACAGACUAUUCAGAAGGAGCACUCAGACAUUAAGGAGAUUUUUGCAGCACUGGAGUGGUAUUCCAGCCAAUAUUCGAUGUUCUUGUCUGAGAACUAAGGCUUUUGUUGGUGGUGGGAUUUUCUUUUACGAGGACUAAAGAGAAUAGCCAGGCUCUCAGCUUUGUUUUGAUGUUGCUACGGACAUUAGUGAUCCAGGCUUAAGAUUCCCUUAUACAUCUUUUUGACCUUGAAUGAAAACAAAUGCAGUGCACAUUUAAUGGAGGAGUAAAUCUGUUUGGGAAUACCCUGCUCUUCAUACCCGCCACAGCCAAAGGGGAAUAUCAGCAAACUACAACUAGAUGUUUAGACAUCAUCUUUGACCUUGUUGUAACUACAUUGAUUCAAUUACCAUUUAAUGCUGUUUUUCAGCCCUCACCAAUGCGAGAAAGUAAGUGAUGCAGAAUCCCUUGUACACCCUUUUAGUCUCGCAAGCCUCCAAGGAUCACUGCAUGUCUGACAUAGAUCACUGCUCAGAAACUUGCCCUCAGAGCCUCUCACUCUCAUGUCCAGACACUCUCAAGAGGACUCAAGCAAUCAAAUGACAGCCUUUCGCCUCUGGUAAUGGACUGCACACUCUGCUUUAAAACACAAAAACAUGGUAGCUCACACUAGAACACUUCUACAUUUCUGAAGAUAGGCAUAGUUUCAUAAAAUGUUCAACAGAGGGAGUCUGACCUUUUGUAAGUGGUGAGAGCUAAAGUGAUGAUAAUUUCACAGGAGCAAGUGCCAGUUGUUUUGCCAUUAUGUGGUUCUGUCAUUUCCCUUGGAGGGCUCUGAGAAUUGACGUCUCGAUUUGGCGGUUCUCUGGAGGUGUGAGAUAGACUUAAUUAGAUGAUCUACAAUGCAUUCACACUACACUACAUUAAUCAUCAAGUCAACCAUUUCUCAGAUGAAUAAACAAGAGGAUAUGACCCACAUGGUUUAUGAAAAUUAAUGGUGUAAAGUCACCGUGUGCAUGUUUGUUUGACAGAAAGGAAGCCAUAUAAUUAAUGUUUUUUUUUUUUUUUUUAAGCCCGCUGUGCUAGUUCUUCUUGUCAUUCACAAUAAUUACUUGUCAGAUUGUAUGAUGUUAGCCCAGUGAGAUCUAGGGUAAAAUCCACAGUCGACUAUGCAACAUGAAAUAUCUUUAGUCCUCAUCAAUUACAUCUUCAUUAAAUUAUUAAAAAAAUUUAUCUCUUUAUGUUAAUGUUGAAAUCAGUGUUGAGACAGAAGUGAUAGACAGUUCAUUCAAUCUGUUCUGUGAGGAAGAAUGUCCCACAAAUGUUAGCUUAUACCCUACUUAAACACACUUGAACCUAUUAAUCAAGAUCUACUACAGGGGUGCUUAACUUUGUUCCUGGAGAUCUACAGUACUUUCCUGCAGAUUUCAGCUCCAACCUUGA
Danio rerio (zebrafish) is the source of this 2824-nucleotide messenger RNA. The record is from RefSeq and is a predicted model, not a curated record. Lineage: Eukaryota; Metazoa; Chordata; Actinopteri; Cypriniformes; Danionidae.